Molecule: messenger RNA, 822 nt
Organism: Rotaria sp. Silwood1
Lineage: Eukaryota; Metazoa; Rotifera; Eurotatoria; Philodinida; Philodinidae
Source: the annotation of a GenBank genome assembly
AUGAAUCUACCAUCAAUAUGGCAAAUUUUAUGUAUAGUUUUCAUUUAUCGAUUGAAUAUUGCAUUAACCCUAACAAGUUCUUCAUAUGGAACUAAUUUUACGAAUUGGUCUGAAGAUGAUUGGCUUGAAACACGAUUUUUAAUAAGUACAAAAUUUUUAUUUAAUCAACAACGUUAUGAACAUAUUAUUCUUCGUACUCGAAUGAGUGAAUGGUCUUUAGAAUUAUCGUAUGGUAAUAAAAGUCACCUAAAUAGAUUAUGGACUGAAUUACAUUUAUUUCUUGAUCAUCGCCGUCAUAGUACUAGUCUCAAUAAUUCAAUAUCCGGUCAUGUUAGACAUAUAUGUCGUCCACCAAUUAUUUCACCAAUAACAAAUGAUUCAAAUACACGUAUACCUGAAUUAUCUGAAAUCGAUGAACGCAUUGGACAAUAUUUUAUCAAUGAUGGUUUUUUUCGAACAAUAAAUUAUAUACAUUGUAAAUUUGAUGAACGACGUAGAAAUCCAUCACUACAUAUUCAAAUUGAUAUUUAUUUAGUUACAAAUCGUGAAUUUCAAAGUUUGCUUUAUAUUGAAAUGUCUAAUAUAACUCGAAGCUUACUUUUGGAUCAUCAAGCAAGAUUUUAUUUACAUAAUUAUCAACAAAAUUUUAAAUAUAAUUUUAAUAUAUCAAAUAUUGAUUAUCCAUCUGAUUCAAAUGCAUCAUCUAUGUAUAUGAUUAAACUAUAUAAGCAGAUUAAUCAAAUACCUAGUAACACGAUAAUAAUAUCUCCGAGUAUAAUAAUUAUUCUAUGUAGUUGUUUAUUUUUUUCAAUAUUUUUCUAA